Molecule: messenger RNA, 550 nt
Organism: Aplosporella prunicola CBS 121167
Lineage: Eukaryota; Fungi; Ascomycota; Dothideomycetes; Botryosphaeriales; Aplosporellaceae
Exons: 1
Coding region: 261-434 (57 amino acids)
Source: RefSeq, a predicted model, not a curated record
GCCCCAAGGCCCUCGCGCGUGCCCCUGUUGGUGUUUGUUUGCUCCUUACUCCGUCUUAUCUCCAUCCACUUAUCCAGAUCUGCGGAUUCGCGGGCCCGGCCAGUCUGACAACCCCGGCCCCGGCAACCCAUGCGCGCAAAUUAUAGAAACACGACGACACGACACUCAUCCUGCACCAGCCCCCAGUUCGCAACACCCUCUCUCUCUCUCUUCUAAUCAAAAAGGCGUUUUGGGUUGCAUUUCCGUGCUUAGUGCACACUAUGACUCCGUGUCUAGGUACAUGCCUACAGCGUACUCUGGUCUCGCCCCCACCACUGGAAGGGCCCGCUGAUGCCGUCCGUCCCGGCCCGCCGCCGCCGCGCGCCCUCUCUGCCCUGCACAAAAUAAGCCUCCCCCCCAACGCCCCUCCACGCCCGACUGUCACGCCAGUAUGACCUGAAACGCUUUUCGCUCUGCUCCAGCAGCUGACACCUCCCUACCCGUUACGACCGAGGCAGUAGUGUUGGCAUUGCUUGUCCAACUACCUACUUACUCUCUCUCUCUCUCUCUC